AUGAAUAACUCUCGUAAUAUUCUUGAUAAUAUGAGUAUGUCUAUGAAAAUUAUAGACAAUACACAUGAUGAAAUAAUAGAAAGAGGAAAGGAGUUAAUGGAAUGUUUUAAAAAUGGUGAUGUAGGAGGUGUAGUAUCAAUGUAUGAUACAGAUGCUGAAUUAUUAACAUCAAAUGUCCCAAUUUGUAGAGGAAUAGAUGCAUUACGUAUUUAUUAUACAAUGUUGAAAAAAAGAAAUGAAUUGUUAAAUAAUAAAGAACCUUAUGAAAUUCAUGCUUUGUCACCUUUUUUAGCAAUUGAACGUGGGCAUUGUGUAAAUAAUUGUGUAAAUGAAAGAAUACCUAUUAAAAACCGAUAUUUUAUUUUAUGGAUAAAAAGGGAUAUUGGAUGGAUGAUUAUGCAGGAUUGUAAACUAUGA
Strongyloides ratti is the source of this 417-nucleotide messenger RNA. RefSeq lists its product as hypothetical. Lineage: Eukaryota; Metazoa; Nematoda; Chromadorea; Rhabditida; Strongyloididae. The transcript has 3 exons. The record is from RefSeq and is a predicted model, not a curated record. Bases 1 to 417 code for a protein of 138 amino acids.